AUGGUGAAGAAGUUGUUCGGUUUAGGACGGAGAAAGACCGAAGGCAAGACUGACUCUGGAAAUUCGGCAAGUCAAGACCCCACACGCACUUCGUCUUCGUCACCGUCUUCAUCUUCGUCUCCAGCAGUCGAAGAUUUAAACAUAAGAUCCUCUUCCGAUGACGAUGCAUCUAGCAGGGUCUCAUCGUCGAUUCAAUCAUCAUCUAUUUUUUCUAAGAGCAGGCUCACAUACAACACAGGUGGAUCAUCCACACGUACAGGAAGCUCGCAUGGGAAGAGCCGGAAAGAAGAGGAACCUAAUUUACACGAUAACGACAAUGUCGGAAAGCCCUUAAGAGUAUUGGACUUUGGAAGAAUAAGCUCUCUGAAUCCGGUUAUGGAGGAAGAAGAAGCUUCUAUCGCCAAAAGUGAAACCGCUCUUCAAGGGGGGAUUUUCAACGAGGAAGUCUCGAGCAGCGCGCAAAGGACCUCUUCUAAUCACAAUUUAUAUGCGCGGAAAGCCCCCGAAAAGAUUAUCAUAACUGUCGAUCAAGUUGAAAAUGAACUGAGGCUUCUUGAUGAAAAUCUUGUUAGUUUGAUGGACGAUAUUCACCAAAAUGUGACAAAUAUCUCAAAAGCUGUGAUACAAGCCAUCGAAUACUUCAAAAAGUUUCUUCCUGAAGCAGCUUUUGCGAAAGUUCCCUACAAAGUAUCCAUGAACAAGAGCAGUUCAUUAAGGCGUAUAACGAAGGUGGUUCUACAUUUCACUGAUAAUCUUCUGAUGUCUGAUGUUUUCAACAAUUCGAGAGCAAUUUUGGUAAAGAGAUUUAUGGAGUUUCUGAAAAAACUGAACAUUAACCCUAUAGAAGAUAACUAUGACUCGCAUACGUUGCCAUGUCCCAAGAACUUUUGUAUCGAUGAAGAUUGCGACCUUCCGAACAAAGAAAAAAUCUCGCUGAUAAUAGAGGAAAUAGCCCGAGCAGAUUCUGCUUCAAUCUCGGACCAGGACGGUGCUUUCAUCGCUCCAGUACUGAGGGGUUUGAGUAAAGUAUCAGCCGUAUUGACAGUUUUGUUCGGCCUUCCCAACCCACAACAUGGCCACUAUGAGAUGGUUAAGGCCUUGUACUCCCUCUUUCCCGACGUUCACUUCUAUUGCGUCAAAGAUUAUAUCAAGCCAUGCGCAGACAUCUUACCAUCUCGAGCUAAACCAAAGCCAAUGGAGAACAAAACUGUUCCUCAAUUUAUUCCGCCAUAUCGUCUGGUGACAGACUCCACGAAGCCCCCUAUUUCAAUGUCAUUGUCUUCAGAACAAAGCAAGAAUAUAACAGGAACGCUGGGCGGUUACAUCUACCCUCAGAUUGAAAAGUCUGAUACAACACUUUCACAGUUCACAGGUUCGACAUUUGCAAUAACUUGUGCCCAUGUUGUCUUGUCAGAAUCUCAAGACUACCCACAUGUUGCUGUACCAUCCACAGUUUUACAGAAGCAAUACAAAAAGGCCAUUCUUGAGGAAUCCCAAAGAUAUGCCCAAAAUUCUCCCGAAAGGUGCGCAUUUGAAGCAGAAGUUACAAGAAUAGAUCAAAAUUUGCAAUGGCAGGAUGAAAACCAAUUCGGCCAGGUAGUAUGGGGGGAAAGGUCGAUUAUCAACCAGCGUUUAUCUGAUUUUGCGAUUAUAAAAGUCAACCCUCUUUUGAAUUGUAUGAAUUAUUUAGGUGAUGACGUGAGCACUUUAGCCGAUCCCACGCUGCGAUUCCAAAACCUAUACGUGAAGGAAAAAGUUUUGCAGCUGAAGGCGGGUAUGGAAGUUUUCAAGAUCGGUGCAACCACGAAGUAUACUUCUGGGCGAAUCAAUGGUUCAAAAUUGGUGUACUGGGCUGAUGGCAAAAUUCAGAGUAGCGAGUUUGUCAUUUCAUCACCAUCGCCAUUUUUCGCUACGGGUGGAGACUCAGGAGCUUGGAUUUUGACUAAGCUCCCUGGAAGACUGGGUUUGGGUGUUGUUGGUAUGCUACACUCUUAUGAUGGUGAGCAAAAGCAGUUUGGGCUCUUUAGUUCAAUCGGCGAUAUAUUGGAAAGAUUGCAUGAUGUUACGGGAGUAUUAUGGGAUAUAGAUAAGCCAGUAGAUAAUUAA
Lachancea fermentati is the source of this 2106-nucleotide messenger RNA. Lineage: Eukaryota; Fungi; Ascomycota; Saccharomycetes; Saccharomycetales; Saccharomycetaceae. The record is from the annotation of a GenBank genome assembly.